UCUGCUUUCUCCCUUAUACACACGAUGGAUCAUAUUAGGGUUUUAUUCUCAGUUUCUCUUCUCUUCGCAUUCCUCGUCUCCGUUUCGUUUUGCGAUAACGACGACGGCGAUGAUAUUUUGAUCCGGCAAGUGGUUAACGGAUCGGAGCCGAAAGUAUUAUUAUCAUCGGAGGAUCACUUUUCUCUGUUCAAGAGGAGAUUCGGAAAGGUUUACGGUUCUCUCGAGGAGCACCGCCACAGAUUCUCUGUUUUCAGAUCUAAUCUCCAGAGAGCGAUGCGUCAUCAGAAGAUGGAUCCUUCUGCUCGCCACGGCGUCACGCAGUUCUCCGAUCUGACUCCUUCUGAGUUCAGGAGGAUGCAUUUAGGGGUUAGAGGUGGGUUUAAGCUUCCCAAGGACGCUAACCAGGCGCCGAUUCUUCCUACGGAGGGUCUUCCUGAGGAUUUUGAUUGGAGAGAUCGUGGAGCUGUUACUCCCGUCAAAAAUCAGGGAUCAUGUGGAUCAUGUGGAUCGUGCUGGAGUUUCAGCACUACGGGCGCGCUUGAAGGUGCUCACUUCCUCUCAACUGGCCAACUUGUUAGCCUCAGUGAACAACAGCUCGUUGAUUGUGAUCACGAGUGUGAUCCUGAACAGGAAGGUUCAUGUGACUCUGGUUGCAACGGCGGCCUAAUGAACAGCGCCUUUGAGUACACCCUCAAAACCGGAGGGCUUAUGCGAGAGGAAGACUAUCCCUACACAGGCACUGAUGGUGGGACCUGUAAGUUGGACAAGUCUAAGAUUGUUGCCUCUGUUUCCAACUUCAGUGUUGUCUCUAUUAACGAAGAUCAAAUCGCUGCAAAUCUUGUCAAAAACGGUCCUCUUGCUGUGGCUUUAAAUGCAGCUUACAUGCAAACCUACAUUGGAGGAGUCUCGUGCCCUUACAUAUGCUCGAAGCGGCUCAACCAUGGUGUGUUGUUGGUGGGUUAUGGCUCGGCCGGUUUUUCUCAGGCAAGGUUCAAGGAAAAGCCGUAUUGGAUCAUCAAAAACUCAUGGGGAGAAACCUGGGGCGAGAAUGGUUUCUAUAAGUUAUGUAAAGGCCGUAACGUUUGCGGCAUUGACAGUAUGGUUUCCACCGUCGCUGCCGCUGUCUAGAGGGUUUUUAUUAUUAUUAAGCAAUCUGAGCUCUUUAGCAUUUGUCUCUUGUUCCAGUUAUAAAACCUGUAAAUAAAUUAAAAGAAAUG
Messenger RNA from Raphanus sativus (radish), 1217 nucleotides. RefSeq names its product probable cysteine protease RD19B. The coding region runs from base 25 to 1128 and encodes 367 amino acids. NCBI's taxonomy places the organism in Eukaryota, Viridiplantae, Streptophyta, Magnoliopsida, Brassicales, Brassicaceae. Gene Ontology annotation, molecular function: cysteine-type endopeptidase activity. The transcript has 5 exons. The record is from RefSeq and is a predicted model, not a curated record. Gene Ontology annotation, cellular component: lysosome.